Molecule: messenger RNA, 931 nt
Organism: Pyrgilauda ruficollis (rufous-necked snowfinch)
Lineage: Eukaryota; Metazoa; Chordata; Aves; Passeriformes; Passeridae
Gene: MRPL20
Product: mitochondrial ribosomal protein L20
Exons: 4
Coding region: 70-522 (150 amino acids)
Biological process (GO): translation; ribosomal large subunit assembly
Cellular component (GO): ribosome
Molecular function (GO): rRNA binding; structural constituent of ribosome
Source: RefSeq, a predicted model, not a curated record
GGGUGCCGCCCCGGAAGGAAGGCAGGCAGGCGGUCAGGCAGGCAGGCAGGCGGGCGCCGUGCCGCAGCCAUGGUGGUGCUGAGCGCGGCGCGCUGGCUGCGCAGCCGCCUCUCGGAUCGCUUCUGGAGGGUGCAGGAGGUGCUCAAGUACGCGCGGCAUUUUCGUGGCAGGAAGAACCGCUGCUACAAGCUGGCGGUGAGGAGCGUGCGCAGGGCUUUCGUGAAGUCCACCAAGGCCAGGAGGGAGAAGAAGAGAUUCCUCAGAGCGCUCUGGAUCACAAGGAUUGAAGCAGCUUCCCUUGAACAUGGUUUGAAGUACCCAGCCUUCAUAAGCAACCUGGUCAAGUCCCAGGUGGAGCUGAACAGGAAAGUUCUGGCUGACUUGGCUAUUUAUGAGCCAAAGACAUUCAAGUCCCUGGCAGCUUUAGCCCAGAGGAGGAGACAGGAAGGGUUCCUGGCUGCCCUGGGAGAUGGAAAAGAACCAGAGGGGAUAUUUUCACGUAUUGUGCACCACCACUAUUGAUAUCAGAGCCUGGGUGUGUGUUUUAGAAGCAGGGAUUUGAUUGUGAAGCAAACCUGUCGCGGGACUGCUGCUGGAGUGGAAAACGUGGAACAAAUGCUCUGAGGAUUGUGUGGGUGUGAAGCUGCUCCUUGAUGGUACUUUCCCUGUGUUGUUGUUGUUGUUGAAACCUGUUAAAUUAAAAGCACACUUCAAAGUUAGCAGUCAGGCCGUACAGUGACUUAAAAUAAAGGUUUUGGUUUUUUUUUGGCAACUGCUAGUAGGAAAAAACCGAAUUUGUGUGGUGAAUUCUGAACAGGGAGAAUGCAGCUGGGACGGGGGGAAAUGUUGACCCUCACAGGUGGAGCCUGGGAGUGAAAGAUACACAUAGUUUGUAUUGUUAAAGAUUUAAUAAAGACAUUUUUAUUCAAAA